CAGCUGAACUGAGAGGAAGGAAAGGAAGAAAGAGAAGUAGUCAGCUCAAAUGUGCCUCGCAGCGCUGCCGGGGCGCGGGGGCUUGGCUGGAAGGAUCUAGUUUCCCUUCGGUGGCAGGAAAAGGAGCCACGGGAGGAGGCAGAGACGGACACACAGACAUGCCCGUCCCGUCAGGCUGCUGGCUCCUUCUCCUCUGCCUCGCUGCCGCUGGCAAGCAGCUGUCACUACAAAUCACUCCGCCGUGUGAGAGCGAACAACACUAUGAGUACUCUGGACGGUGCUGCAGGAAGUGUGAGCCAGGGAAAUAUUUGUCUGCUAGAUGCACUGCUACUUCUGAUAGCGUGUGCCAACCAUGUGGCCCAAACGAGUAUAUGGAUGUCUGGAAUGAAGAAGAUAAAUGCUUGCUACAUAAAAUAUGUGAUCAAGGGAAGGCCUUGAGAGAAGUGAACCCAGGGAACAGCACGUUCCAGCGGCAGUGUGCUUGUACAACGGGCUACCACUGGAGCGAGGAUUGCGACUGCUGUCAGCGGAAUACCAUGUGUGCUCCUGGACUUGGAGUCAAGCCUCCUGUGCAACAAGACAGGGACACAAUGUGCAUACCAUGUCCCAGAGGCUACUUCUCAAAGGUCUCCUCAUCCACCGACGAGUGUAAAUCCUGGACCAACUGUACAGCUCUAGGAAUGGAAGAAAGUGUGCCUGGGACUGACAAAUCUGACGCAGUUUGUAAAGAACGGAAGAUGCCUGAACCAUCAGAAGAUGGUUUGUGUCCUCGUAUGGAUUGCUGGUUGGAAAGUAGGAGGGAUGUGAUUACUAGAGGAACAAAUAGAAUCUUAUACGUGUUGAUUGUCAUCUUGUUCUUUGUGACACUAAUUGGCAUUGUCGUCUUCAUCGUGUACUACAAGAAGAAGGGAAAAAAGCUGACAGCAGAUCUACAGAACUGGGCUAAUGAAGUGUGCAGCCAAAUAAAAGGAACAAAGGAACCCCCCAGAGAUGCGUUUGUUUCUGUGAACAUCACAAAUGCUGCUGUCCCCCAGAGGGCUGAAGACACGUGUCUCCUGGUCCCCUCGGGCUGUCCUGUCCCUGGAAACUCGUGCUGCACCUCUGGUCAAACUCCUUGCAGGAAUGAGAGCCCCAGCACAGAGCCUUGUGAGUCAGGAGAGUUUUCUGUGGUAACCGAGACUGAUAAUUACCAAUUCCCACCAGUUCCCACGGAAGAUGAAUACAUGGAUAAGGAUCUUAAUAACACUGAUUAUUUAUCUUUACUAAGUCAGACUGCCAGUAAAACCGUGUCAUCAUUUUCAGAACCAAUGGAGGCAGGGGAGAAUGACAGCUUGAACCAGUACUUUUCAGGUAUUGGGAGCACAGAGGAUGUAUCAGUCUCUCAAGGCUUUCACCAUCCUUCCAACACAAAUGGGGCACACAUUGCCAUGGACCAACUUCUACAGAAAUCAUGCCAACGUGCCCACAGUUGCCCCAAGGAAACAGGCAACAAAGACACAGAACAUUUUGCAACAAACUGUGACUCAGAGAAGAUCUGUGUGAGGUGUGGCAUUUUGUACAGAGAAUCUCCCCAAAAGUGUAGCAAACCCUGCUGUGCUGCGGCUGACAGCACCUCCACCUCCCCAGAAACUGGUUCCUGUACCCAGUGCACCUGUGGUUUGAAUUUUCUCUCUGCUGGUCAGAGCACUCUAACAAAUGAUCUUGGUGUGGAGGAUGUACCUUCAGAUAGUACCAACAUGAAGUACCAGAACACAAACAGAAGCACUUCAGGGACACACGGAAGCACUUCAGGGACAAACAGCAGCACUUCAGACCUCCCUCCAGCAUCUGGAAAUGUGACUGGAAACAGCAACUCCACCUUUAUUUCAAGUGGACAAGUGAUGAAUUUCAAGGGCGACAUCAUUGUUGUCUACCUUAGCCAAAACUCUCAGGAGGGGGCGACGGCCUCGGGGCUGAGCGAGGAGAACGUGGGCAGCCCCGUGCAGGAGGAGAACCUCAGCCGCUGCGAGACUUUUGCCGGCAAUGCCCAGCACUACAAGGAGAAGUGUGCAGAGCUGCAGGGCGCCCGCCCGGCCCCGGGGAGCGGGGGGCCACGAUGGCUUGGUGGAGCCCUGGGCCAGGAGCGGGGCCCCUCCUGUGGUGGACAAGCCUUCCAGCCCGUGCAGGAGGAAGGGAAGCUGGGACACUUCUCGGAGAAGGUGUUGAACUGAGGGGGCACGGUAUCCUCGCUGUGGGCCAGGGCACCGGCACACAGCCCCCGACGAGGCUGCUGCCGUGCUGCCAAAAUCCUGGGUGUCACGACAGACUGGGAGACUGUUGCUGCCCCUGGUGUCUCCUGGGAACUUUGACAGCUGGAAGGACCCUCACGGCGCACAUGUCAGUGGUGGUGGUGGUGGUGGUGCUCUGGGUGGAGGUGGCCGACGGGGAUGGGCGCACGCGUGAAGCCGGGCACGCUGCCCCUGUUGCAGAAGCAGCAGCAGGGCUUUCUCCUCUCCCCCAGAGGGAGAUGGGCUCCCUGCCUGCCCCCCAUUCCCUGCCACCUCUCCCUGGCAAGUGGCAAAAGGGAACUGAGAUCUGUUGAUCUGGGGACUCUCUGAGGCGGAGAGCACUGCUGGCCAGGUGUGCAGGGUGCUCCUGGAGAGGGGACGAUGUGGCCACGGACUGGAUUCAUGGGGGCCCCUGAAUUCUGCCUCAGGGUUUCUUUUUUGCAACUAAGCUGUACCCAUUUUGCUGGGUCUUGGAGGUGGAAGGAAGCCAUGGUGCUGCUGCAGCCUUUGCCUCCCUGCGGUGAUGUGGCAGAUGGCAUCAUCCCUUCCCAUCUUUUCCCAAGGAAGCAGACACUCCAGUCCCAAAUCAGCAAUCAGCACCAGAGCCAAGGUCCUGGGCUGCCCUUAUUGACUUGUGUGUGUGUAAUGCUGCCACAGGCAGAUGAUAGCAUGCAAAAUACAGAUGAUAUGCUUUAAAAGCAUGUCAGAUUAAUCUCGAGCAAAGAGCAUUCAUGGUGACCCUGAUUCACCUCUGCCUUACUGCACCUCUCCAGAGGAGUUCAAACCUCUGGAGAUGAGAGUGAUGUGUGCCUGGUACACUGCUGCAGGAAUAACGUCACUAUAGUUUAAGACAAAGAGCUGCUAGCAGGUGGAGAAAGAGUCUGUGACUACCAGCUGUGCAUAUUUCCUGAGUUACAGGAGAGGGAGGGAUUACCCAAAGAUGGAGAAUUUGGUCAGGGUCAAGCACUUGUUCUUUUAUCUGCCCAAACAAUUUUGUCAUUCCCUUUGCUAUUUUCAUUUAUAGGCAGAGAUUUACUUUAGGUAGCAUGAAGCUAUUUCCAGAACCUGGCCUGUGUAAGCUGAAGUCAGAGAGUAGCCUCUGUCACACUGGGAGCUGAUGAGCAAUGGGACCAAAGGUUUGGCAUUAAAGAAUAAUAAUAGUUGUAUUUAGAAGGGAAUCUUGGCUACUUGGCUGGCUUUGGUUCAUGUGCAAUAUCCUACAGCCUUCUCCAGUAGCUACUGUGGAGAGAAAAAUGAAGGGAACAGAGUCUUAAGGAUCUCUCAAAAAAAAAGAUAAUAUUUUUAAUGAUUUCCUGACAAGGGAUAAUUUUCUGACAUUCUCCUGCAGAUGUAAGUGCUGCAGGAAUCUAUCUGCAGCUGGAGCCUUCAGGAGGGCAAGUGCUCUGUUUCCUGCCAGACAGCAAAGGGAUCUCCUAGUGUAGUUUUGGCUUUGCUGAUGGAAAAGGUCUCUGGUUGGGAGGGAUUCUCCCCAGAAAGAUUUUAAAGCUGAGGGGUUUACUGCAUAGCUGCUGUUUGCAGAAGUACUUCUCUGUGGGGAAAGAGCACCUACAAAGCUGGCAGUGUGAUCACUGUGUCACAAUGAGCUUCUCAUGCAUAAAACAAAAGGAUGGGCUUAGCCACCUUCACCUCUCCGGAUAAUAAUUCUGCAUUGUUUGUAUAUCUGGGAUGUAAAGUUCAGUACAAAUGUUCAAGACUGUCUCUUGGGUGACUGGUAAAAAUGGAAAAUGAACAGCCAGUCACUUCCACCUCUAUGUGGCCUUUGAAAAACUAGAUCACCCUAGCCUAGACUCAGACAGGCAGGUAGAAUGUCCCAUUCAGUGAUGGCCCCAGCUACUUCUGCCUCUCUGAAGGUGUGUGACUGAGGCUCUCUUGUCUGUGGUAUUCUUUUGUCUUUCCUGCUGGAUCUUUUACAACCUCUUUCUAGUCUCUUCUGGAGUAGUUCUGUAUCCCCUAGGCACUGGUACAAUAGGGACAAGGAAGCAGAACUACCAUCACCUUCAGGCAAGGUGGUAUAGAUAUUUUCCUAGUUCAUCUUAAUUUCAGUUGCUUUUUUCUGGAAAGCAUUCUCCAAGACAUCAGUCCUGCUGGAAGGCAUCCAGCCAGCCCCAUUCACAGGGCAGGCAGGACUGAAUUCUUCCACUCAUCUCUGGGUAAAUUACCCAGGUCUGUCUUCUUCUCCUUCUGCAGCUUCUUUCUUCCCUUGGUUUGUAACUGCCACCGGAGAGCAGGCUCAAAAUCCUGGUUUGAAGGGAGACAAUGGGAAUUUACUAUGUGUCUUCAGUGAGGACACAUUUUUCACUUGUUGAAUUUCAGAUUCUUACUAAGCAAGGACUGAAACUAGGAUCAUCAGCAAACAUGAAGAAAUGAGUCCCAUAUGGGAAACAUGAUGCACUAACAGACCUAGUUCUUUUUCUUCCUCCAGCGUCUUUUUCAAAAUUAAAAAACAAUAUCACAGCCAUUAGCAUGCUGCAUGUUCCCUGGGUCUCUGCCUGGGUCUCCUUAGACAAGGAUCCCAAAGGGACUUCUUUAUCCUCAUGAUUUCAUUUGUAAUCAGUUUGGAGCUGGGAGUGGAUUUAACAUCUAUUUGUACAACAGGGACCUGUGCAUUGGGCACUAAUUUGGAAGCUUCUGGCUGCUAUUGUAAUACACAUAAUUAAUGGUAAUAAAAAUCUGAAAUAAC
This is a messenger RNA of Pseudopodoces humilis (Tibetan ground-tit), 4968 nucleotides long. The record is from RefSeq and is a predicted model, not a curated record. Lineage: Eukaryota; Metazoa; Chordata; Aves; Passeriformes; Paridae.